Molecule: messenger RNA, 3784 nt
Organism: Xenopus laevis (African clawed frog)
Lineage: Eukaryota; Metazoa; Chordata; Amphibia; Anura; Pipidae
Gene: rhbdl1.L
Product: rhomboid, veinlet-like 1 L homeolog
Exons: 8
Coding region: 951-2069 (372 amino acids)
Cellular component (GO): membrane
Molecular function (GO): serine-type endopeptidase activity
Source: RefSeq, a predicted model, not a curated record
CGCAGGCGGCCCCUGGGUCUGUGCGGGAGGGGUCGGAGGCUGAGGGAGAUGCUGCUGCUGCUGCUGUUCGGGAGGGAUGUGACAUCUCCUGCAUCUGUGUAUCGGAGUGAAUUGGGCUACUGCUCCCCUGCCUGGAUCCCCCUGGACUUGUGACUUGUGUCUCCCCUCAUCUCCUGCUUCCCUGAGCUCCAUAACCGGCCCCGCCCCAAUAUUCUGUUCCAUUGCCUGAAACAUAACCUUCCGACCCCAAGCUCCUGUUCCACUGUCUGUCCCAUGGGCUUCUGACCCCUCUGCUUCAUAAUCUGCCAGACCCCCCUCCUCCCCCUGUUCCAUUCUUUGCCCUCUAAUUGUCUGACAGUUCUGCUCCAUUACCUGCCCCUUAAUUCCCUGACAUUGAGCUUCAUCACCUGCUUUCCUUCCUCUCUGCCCCGCCCCUAAUUCCAUUAUCCGCCCCAUUCUCCAUCACCUGCAUUUCCUAAUUGUCUGGCCCAUUCCCCAACUCCCUCAAUUUACGCCUGAGCUUCAUCACUAUCUCCUGUUGCAUUCCUUCCUUGUCAGCCAUAACCUCCGACCCCACUUUGCUCCAUACCCUUUAGCUCCCAGUCCCUGCCCACCUGAGCUCUUUCUACUGUACCUGCAGACCCUCCUUCACUGGCCCUACUACUAGCCCCCUGCACCCCUGUGCUCCAUCUCCUCUUCAACUACACUUUCCUUCUUCCAGACCCAUCACUCUUUCUCUCCAUCCCUGACUGACUCCAUAUCCAGCAGCCCCUGGUACCACCUCUCACCCCCUACCUUCUUUGUUUUCCUUUCAACCGCCCUAAUAUGCCCCCUCUCCCUGGCACAGUGGGGUAGGCUGGCAGUGUGCAUGGGAUUGCCUGCAGCUACAGGGAACACCCCCAAUCUCUCAUUCUUGCUGCAGCCUCCACACAAGUCCCGACUGCGGGUUUAUGGACAGGAGUUCCAUGCUGAGACUGAUCCAGGGGCAGCUUGACCCAGAGCAUACAGGUUUUGUGUGUGCAAAAACAUUUGCUGCCCUGGUCAAUGAUCAUGAGCUGCCCCUGGACCCUGCCAAGUUGGAAAUGUUAUUUGCCCUUUCUCAGGGCAACGAGGAGGGACAAAUCUGCUACUCUCAGCUGGUGGACCUGAUCAGCAGCAAAAGGUCCAGUAGUUUCAGAAGGGCCAUCAGCAGUGGCCAACGUGCUCUCCCGAGAGAUGUUCUACUUGAUCAGGAUGGGCUCGGCCUCUACAAAAGAUUUGUACGUUAUGUGGCCUACGAGAUUUUGCCGGGCGAGAUGGAGAGACGCUGGUACUUUUACCAACACCGCCCAUGCCCGCCACCUAUCUUCAUGGCAGUUGUCACGUUAACACAGAUCAUUGUUUUCCUCUGUUAUGGGAUCAAACUGAACAAGUGGGUCUUACAGACGUACCACCCAGAAUAUAUGAAGAGCCCCCUUGUAUACCACCCCGGGCACCGUGCCAGGGCUUGGCGCUUCCUCACCUAUAUGUUCAUGCAUGUCGGCCUGGAACAGUUAGGAUUUAACACCCUGCUGCAGCUAAUGAUCGGAGUUCCCUUGGAGAUGGUUCAUGGGAUACUGAGAAUCAGCCUUCUGUACCUUGCUGGGGUUCUGGCAGGAUCCCUUGCAGUAUCCGUCACCGAUAUGAGAGCGCCACUGGUUGGAGGGUCAGGAGGAGUCUAUGCCCUCUGCUCUGCCCAUCUUGCCAAUGUUGUUAUGAACUGGGCCGGCAUGCGCUGCCCAUACAAGGUGCUUCGAAUGAUACUGGCACUGGUCUGCAUGAGUUCAGAAGUGGGUCGUGCAGUCUGGCUCCGUUUCUCCCCACCGCUACCAGCAGCCGGCCCCCAGCCCAGUUUCAUGGCUCACCUGGCUGGGGCGGCCGUUGGUGUCAGCAUGGGCUUGACCAUCUUGCGCAGCUACGAAGAGAACCUCCAGGACCAGUGCGGUUGGUGGGUCAUCUUACUGUGUUAUGCUACCUUCCUUGCCUUCGCUAUCUUUUGGAAUGUCUUUGCCUAUGAGCUUCUAGGAGUGCAGAUACCACAUCCCCCCUGACCUUUGGACCAUGUACGUCCCUCCACUGAAGCUCCUAAGGUGGGGGACUGCUUAUCCUCAAUCUUUCCUCAGCUGAGGAACCAGCUAAGAUGCAUCACUCCAACACAUUGCUGGACCUUCUAGUCUACGUUAGAGGGAUCCAGAGGUGAUAGGUGGGGGAUAGACAAUGUGACAAAGCAGGGUGAUGUGAUACUGUUUGCUAUUUAUAUGUAUGUACCUGUGUGGCUGGGUGAUUUUAUAAGCUCUUUUUGUUCAUGACCUGUACUCAUGAGAUGUUCAGGAGCUGGGUUACCAUCAGGCAAUAAAACCCUCAAAUCAUCAUUCUUCCAUCACAUAAUGAAAUACAUAGAGGCUGAUGUUUAGCUCCCUUUACUACCACCACUACAUCCUUAAAGUAACAGAGGCUGUUUGUGGCCAUUAAUCUGUCCUGAUCAGAACCCACCUCCUGAUGAUCCUUAUGCACUGGACAAAGGGGUCUCACCUACAUAUAAUGAACAAUCUCAGGCCUGAUAAAUGGAUUUCUGUACAGUUGUGGGGUUACCCCAGAACGGUUCCCCUCGGAAACCCUUACCUCUAAAUUACUUUUUGCUACUUGUGUUGAACUGCAGGGUGUUGAGCGACGUCUCCCACCGCCAAAAGAAAGUACCUGACAGCCCUUAUGAAACAGACAAUAUGACGGUUAAUAGAAUUAUAGAAGUCACAACAAGCCCCUAACACGGUCACUUUUAGCUUAAGGCAAAAAUUACAUUUUUGCCCUGGAUCCCAGAAUCAGAGGAGCCUCUUGGAGGCUCAAAAAAUAGUCCAGCCUUCCUGCAUUGCCACAGCAUCUUUCUAUAUCUAGAAAUUCAGCAUUACCUUUAAGGACAACAAAAAGUCAGUUCACUUUGUUGAGGACCCAUCAGUAAAUACAGUUCUAAACCUUGAACCCCACGCUAGCACUCCUCUUCUUUAAAAAAUGCACCUGCCCAGGGUACUUGUCAUUAGAGAGCUGUGCCACCAGUACAAGAACUCCAGACUGGUGUGUUUUUUUUUAGAAGGAAACACCAGUCCAGGGUUCAAGAUUAGUGAUUAGAUUCAAUUUGGGUGCAGAAGAGAAACAAAUUAGCCCUUCCCAGUGAACUUGUAAUUUAUUGGCCUUUAAACUCAGCGUCGUUCAUGUGCUAACAGUAGGCAAAUUUGCCCCAGCAUAUCAGCAGUAGGAUGCUGAUUGGUUGCUAUGGGUCACAGCAUGGGAACAAAUUUGCCCUGCGUUAGUAAAUGAACCUCAGUUACUUUGUGCCAAAAGGGAAAACAAAAUCAAUUUUGAAAUGAAAAUAUUUAUUUUUAUUUAGGAAACAGAGGCAUCAGUUUUAAACAUGCCCCACCUGUUGCGCAUUCUGUAUUUUAUAUAUAAAAAAAAUAACAACAAAUGGGUAUUUUAUAAAAUAGAAACAUUUAGAACUAAAUGUUAAAAUAUUCCUGGAAAAUAUAUAUAUAUACUCUGUUACUGUAGAUGGACACAUUUGUGUAAUUUUUGGACCCCCUUGCCUCUGGACAGAAACAGAACAAUGAAAUAAAGGACACAGAAACCAACCAAAAAACAUUGCAAACGACAAAUUUCUAUUGUAUUCGCUCCAGUGUUGCCACGUGGGUAAUUUUUAAACUGGUUGGUUUAGUGGGUACAGGGGAACUGCGUUAUUUAAAGCUGUUGAAUAAAAUCUACAUGCUGUACAAAG